AAAGGCUUGUUAAAUCUACUGCUGAUAUGAGACAUGAACAGAGAAUAUAAUUGUUGAUAUGAUAAAAAUAACUAAAUAAAAUAUUUGUUAUAUUUGUGAACAUACAGUGUUGACGGAUAUAUGAAACAUAUGAACUAAAGUAGCGUAAGCAGGAACCAACAUGGGUCGUAAUACAUCAAAAAGAAAAUAUGCCUGCAAAGGCGGUCAAAUCAUUUCUUCUAUACAGGUACAUGCAUCAAGCAAACAUAACAAGCUGAAUGACGCGAAAACAAAACAAGUAAGGGUUGUUAUGCUUGUAUGUCUGAAGUUGUGGCUGAUGCAAGUCAAUAAAUAUUUUGAUAAUCAAUCAUCUGGUACACUGAUAAAUGCUCUAGUGCUUCUCUUAACACCACUUGCAAAGCAGACGACGAAGUCGGUUGAUUAUUGUGCAAGAAAGUACUCCAUAAAGCGGGGAGUCUGCAAACCAUCUUCCACGAAAAGUGAACCAAUAAAACAGGAUGAACACAAUCAAGCUAAAAACUGCAAACUUUUGCAAUCAGAACAAAAUUCGGGAGCAAAUAAUUCAAAUAUUACACAAGAAGUUCAUUUAGAAAAUCAUAAAACAGAAGGGCUACGAACCUCUUGUGAAGCAGACAAAACUGUUGUUUACAGCUCUAGCAAUAAUAGAAGGGAUAAUAAUGAAACACCCUUGAAAACAAACUAUGCAACUGGUUACAACUGCAUAUUUAAUAUGAAAACCAAUAUUUAUGAAUUUGAAUCGUCAGGCAAUCCAGCUGUGGAGGAAUGCAAACAUAGAAACGAUACAAAUGGUUCAUAUAAAGUAGAUUAUGUGCUUGAAAACGAUGACCACUCAUUAAGUAAGGUAUUUAAACUUGAGUGGGAAGCAUCAAACAGUAUUUAUACUGUGCUACCUGUCUUUAACCAUGGGUCUGAAUCCACAAUAGGAGCAGCUGGUGAAACAUUACCAACUCAAUCUUUCGAACCUUUAAUGACCAUCAUAAACAGAAUUGCAGAUGGAGAAAGGGUCCCGCCUCAAAUAACUAUGAGAUAUGAAAUGCUAAGGUUUUGUACUCUGAGAUCCUUUCCUAGAGAAAAUAAACCGUACAUAACAAGACUUGCAGAGGCAGGGUUCUACUAUGCUAAUAAUGGAGACGAAGUUGUUUGCUAUUGUUGUGCACGGAGGAAAAGUAACUGGAGAGAAACGGAUAACCCUAUAGAUGUGCAUAAACAAAUGAACCCUAAUUGCAGUUUUUUACUUCGCAAUUUUGAGGUGAACGUACCGAUUAAAAGCCAGAAUCAGAGAUGUGAUGCCGACAGUUUUCAACGCGAACCUAGCCAAAAUAAUGAACACAAUGAAAGAGUUUCCGAGUCUAGCACAGAAAACAGUCAAGAGCGUACCCGGGCGAAUGAGUCUUCAGGUUCAAGUACUGCAAAUGUUAAACAAAGUAACAUUAUUCAAAUGCAGACAACCUAUACUCGACAAUCUGAGAUGGCAAGGGAAAAUUCUGCAAUAGGUGAACAAUUUCAUCAAGCGGAUACUACAGACACCGAAGGACUCUUACACACGGAUGCUGCACGAAGUGUGUUGGAAAUGGGUUACCAUUCAGACAUCAUACGUAAAGCAAUUAGAUUGACCACAGCCUCAAAUGAUAAAAUGAAAAUAAGUGCAGUCAGCUUGAUGGAAAAAAUAUUUGAAACUGAAGAAGGUGAUACUGAACAGAUCUCGGUUCCACGCAGAAUAGAAAGUAGCAAUAAUCAGCAAAAACAAGCAUUUUCUGAGCAAACAUCGAAACGCGAUUCUGCAAGAAUGUAUGUACAUGACAGAAAGGAGAGAGUUGAACCCGUGGAUAAUCAUGACGAACCUUUUACCAGCUGUAGAGCUGCGGGAGAAGAAACCAGCACAAGCACGUUUAAAAAGCCACCAGAAUUUUCUAUGAUACAGAUAGAUGAACAAAAGAAUACUGACAGUACAAGUGAAAACCAUGAACUAUCCGCACCUCCACCUAUGUUGUCGAAAUUACACUCUUCGUCCUUGUUUCCUGUUACAAGUGGGUUAGCCGCAUCUGAACAAACUUCGAUACGUAAAGCUCAGCUACUGGAACAGAAGAGACUGAAAGAGGAAAACCAGAAAUUAAAGCUACAGUCAAUCUGCACAAAAUGUAGGAGAAAUGACGUGAGCAUAGUGUUUCUUCCGUGCGGACAUCUUGUUACAUGUGAAGAUUGUGCACCUACUGUGAGGUAUUGCACGGUCGACUCGUGCGGAAAAUAUAUUAAAGGCACUGUGCGGACAUACUUGGCUUAAUGACAUAUUAUACAGGCAAUCAACUGAUUUGAAAAAGAACUUCUUUCAGGAAUUGAUAACGUAUUACGUAUAUACAUGUUUCCUAUUUGUAUAUGCAUGUAACAUAGCUUUCGGGACCGCAGGUAUUGAUGUAUACAUAUGAUCAUGAUUAAUGGGAAUGUUUUUUUUCUUUCAACUAAAAGUUGUUAUCUUUCUUACAUUUUGAUAUGUGCAUAUGCUAUGUUAAUGUUAAUUUGCUUGUAUUAUGUAAAAGUAAGUAUAUAUAUUAUUAUUUUGCCGCUGUAAAUGAUAUUUUAGUGCUAAUGUUAGUCCUUUUUUUAUAUAUAUUAUAGGAUUUAGAAAUGUACAGAUCUAACAUAAACCAUUUUACUCACUCAACAUGUGUCUGUAGAAUUUGAAUAAUUGUUUUUAUACUUUGUUAUUCAAAUACGAUUUUUGUUAUUGUAAAUCCAAUGUAACCCUGCAUAUAAUAUUAUGUUACCUGCAAUAGGGUGCUAACAUACCUCAUAGUAUUUUUGUUUUCUCACAUGUCUAGACAUUUAUUGUAUACAUUGAGACAUAUAUAGACAGCAGAAUAAUUUCUGUAUUAGUUAUUUUAUCAAAGUAUAUCAGUAUUCUGUGGACUUUCAAUUUACAUAAACAUAUGUUUGUUUGUGAAGAAAUUUCAAUAUUGAAAUUGUUCCAACUUCCUCAUGACAUUUCUUGAUUUAUUCUUGUCAAAACAUUGAUCUGCAACUAACUGGAGAAAAAGUUCAAAUUCACCUGUAGUAAAUAUGCGUGUUUUUUUCCUUGCAUAGAGAUAAGAGAUGUUUUGCAGGAGAAUAAAGUAUAUAGUCCAUUCAACCUGAAGUUUAGCGGUGUUUGAAAGGGAAAUUCUUUUCGAAUGAAGUAACUCUUUUUCAUAAAAAUGAUUCCUUUCACCCUAUCUUAUUGAAGCAAAAGUAUGUGAUAGCUUUUUGGAAGUCAUUGUAAAUUGCACGUCAGUGCGUAUUUCUCAAUUUUUUGUUAUCUCAUUGCUAUAUCUUAAUACAAAGUUAAAUCUUGUAAAUAUUACUUAUUGGCUACUUAUAUACUUAGCUGUGAUAAAUGAAUGUGCUGUGAUUUAAUCUCAUUUAGUGUGAUUAUGCAUAUAUAUUUCAUCAUGCGCAGUGUAACAGUGUACAUCUAUAUAAAUUCUAUGUAAACACUAAAAAUAUUGUUCAAGUGUGCUACACGUUGAUAUAAUCAUGUCUAUAUCAUUUUUUCUGUUUUAUAAAAUCAUUAUGUUUUGUGCAAUAUAUUUGUUUCUUUUAUACAGUUUCUUGUUUUCUUGUAAAUAUACAGACCUGAAUUUCAUUUUAUUGCAUUUACAGAUCAAUGUUUUUAUUACAUCAUAAUAAAUGUAUCAUAUGCAUAG
Molecule: messenger RNA, 3698 nt
Organism: Mercenaria mercenaria
Lineage: Eukaryota; Metazoa; Mollusca; Bivalvia; Venerida; Veneridae
Product: baculoviral IAP repeat-containing protein 3-like
Exons: 6
Coding region: 161-2302 (713 amino acids)
Biological process (GO): regulation of cell cycle
Cellular component (GO): spindle microtubule; cytoplasm; nucleus
Source: RefSeq, a predicted model, not a curated record